AUGGGGGCGUUCCCCAGUGCACGGAUAGUGGCGACGACUUUAAUUUUGUGUUCAGCAGCGUUUCUGAUUGAAGGUAAGAUUUACUCAGUUCCAUCUCUGUGAGUUUAUUCUAGAAUACAGUAAAGAAACAGACUCGAGUUACUUGAGAAUUUUUGGGGGUGGGGUGGGGGACAUCAAAACAGUUCUCAACUCGAGAUAAAACUUGGCACUGAAUAGAAAAUUAAGCGCACCACCCGAAGCAGUACAUUUUACCCUCAUUUUUACCAUGCACAAUUUACAUCCUCAGUGUGAACUUUUGAGUUCGAUGUUCUCCUCCGUUUGGUGGACUGUAGUAAUCAAGGGUCAUCAAGCAGUUUAGUUUACGCGUACCGUUUAUCCCUUCUGACACUACUAAAUGUUUUUUAAAUUUAAGUUUACGGGCUGCUUAACUAUCUUUAACAAAAGUCUCGUCUUGUUUAAAUAAGUCAGUACUUUGAAAACACGCAGAGCUGCCAGUUUGUAGAAAAUAGCUUGUGACCGACCCGAAAUGAACCGCCAUUCCACCUCGCUAAUUGUUCCAUUACCCACUUGUCAACAAUUUCCACUUUCAGGACAAAGUCUUCUGCAACAUGGAAAGGUCAAUUUCACCGUUGUAUCUCCAAGCCUGGUCCACUGCAGAACCGUGCAAUUCCCUCAAGUAUUUUCCAGCUCCAGUAACAUCCGUGUUCUCGCAUCCAUCAGCCAUGAAAACGAAUCGUUAAGUGUGCACGAUUCAGCAGUCGUUUGGACUACAGAUGUGACACAGAACAGCUUCCGCAUUUGCGUGCUAGAGGCAGGCCUUGGCACAAAUGGAUCUGCUGUAGUAAACUGGAUUGCGUUUCGUGGCGUGCCCUCUGGCGCCCUCGACGGCACCGCUUCCUUCAACGCGUUCACCAGCGGAACAAAAUGUGAAAGAGUUGACUUUGCUCAGGUAUGGUUUCCAUGCCGAGUUGUUUUCUUUUUAAGCGUUCACAAAUUACUUGUAGAAACCAAGAGGAGGUCUUAGAACUGAUAAAAUGUUCCACAGAGUUAGCUACAUUGGGAGGGAAGCCGGGGUGCUUUCUCUCUACUCGUAUUAGUAGAGACAAUUAUGGGGAUGGUUGCUAGGGGGAAGUUAAGUACUUACUUGUGUGGUUUAUUGAUGUUUAACUUAGAAAUGUCUCUGCAAUGUUUCACACUUAGCGACUGUAAGCUUUUGAAACAAUUUAUGUUUAUUUAACGCCCACUUACAAAAACAAUGCGAGUAAAAUACCAUUGUGGAUUAUGUCUAUUCUUGACCAUCAAGAAUUAUUGCGUUUUGAGCGAUUAAUUAAGUUAAAAAGAACCGACGUUUCAAGCUUUUGUUGAAAUAAUAUUUACCCUUGACUGUUAAUUCAACUUUCUUUGAGGGAAGAGGUAAACUACCCACCUGCCCCUCCCAUAACCUAAGGUUAACAAUAACUUCUAAAGAAGCUAAAAGGUUUGGUUAGGGGAGGGGUAGGCAGGCACUCCUAGGUCUUAGAAUCGUAUACUAAUCCAAGGGUUUUCUAGGUACUACUAUAAUGCUGAGAAAUGAUAUAAUCAGCAUGUCACGAGCAGGGGACAAUAAAAACAUCUGUCUGAGAACCCGACAGGAAUUGAACGUAUAACCUUUCGUGCACCGGUCGUAGUUGCGUAGUUAAUUGAAUUUGAAUAGCGAAAUGUUACAGCAUUCUUCCCCACUUAGUUACACGUGAGGAGUUAAUGCUACUCGAGUGACUUUUAGCUUUUGAAACAAAUGUUUAUUUACCGCCCAGUUACAAAAGCGAUAGGGCUAAAAUACCAGUGUGGAUUAUGUUUUUUACUUCUUGGCCACUAGGAAUUAUUGCGUUUUGAUCGAUUAAGUUAGAAAGAGGAGACGUUUUAAGCUUUUGUUAAAAUAAUAUUUACACUUGACUGUCAAUUCCAAAGUUUCUUUGAGGGGAGGGGUAAACUGCCCACCUAAUCCUUCCUUAACUCAAGUUGACAAUAACUUCUAAAUAAGCCCAAAAGUUUGGUUAGGGGAGGGUUAAGCAGGCACUCCUAGGCCCUAGAAUCCUAUACUGAUCGAAGGCCAGGGUAAUCUGGGUGUUACUAUAGUAUCGACAAAUAAUGUAAUCAUUAUGUCACCUGCAUGGAAUAAUGAAAAAAUAUGAGUCCCGGAGGGGAAUUGAAACUAUGCCCUUUCGUACACCGGUCGGAUGCUCUAAUCACUCAGCUGUUUGUAUGCUGUAAACUAAUGGGCUUAUACAUCUUCGUAAGGGGUUUUAGGAUCUUUAAUGGGGCUUAUAAAACGCUUCGAAACAAGCCAUAGCAGAGCUUGUCAAAGUUCGCUUUGUAUUUAUUGGGUUUUAAUCAAGCGUUAAAUGUCAUAGUUGCAGCGAGGAAGGGGUCCUAUUUCCUUUUUUACUAGAUUUGCCCAAAGUUACUCGCGGUUCGCCGCGAGUUUUCUCAAACUUUCCGGACUUCAGUUAGCACUCGCAUCUUAGCCUAUGUUCUUAUUACUACCGUGAAGACCGUAGUUUGAUAAUUGAAUUAAGCCAUGAUGCGCUGGUGACAGCUUCUUUGUAUAUGUUAUUGUGAAAAUAUUCAAUCGAAACAGCAGCUUUAAUAACUUCCAACUUGGUUUGCAGAGGUUUCCUUCUGUCCCAAAAGUGUUGGCAACUGUACGUCACAGUAGCAUCAGCAUGCCACAGGACGCCAUGAACAUGUGGGUAGAAGAGUUACAGGAAGACCACUUUAGAGUCUGCCUGCGGGAGGUAAAAACAUUUGACGGCAAGCACCAAAAUAUUCAAGUGGUAAGUUGGUCUGUUACAUGAGUUUUAAUUGUUUGUGAGUAAUAAUUUGUAUUUGUUGUUGGAUACAGUUUUUGAAUUUAUGCAUUAUAAAAAUGAGGAUUAUCAAAACAGUCUGAGUUUUCUAUCAUUUUCGGUUGCUUCUUAUGAAGGAAUAAGAGUCUACUAUAGACUGUUCGACAGUCCUCUAUUUUUCCGUAAGAUCGUUGAGAUCGAGAGCUUUGCGUUACGGGCUACCCAUCUUGUAUUAGUGUCAAAACUACCUAGGGGGUGGGGGCUAUGAUCCCCAACGCCUGCCCCCUCGGUACAUUUGAAAAUUAAGAUGGCGGUGACGGUAAGACGCGGCAUAUCUAAACGAUCUCACGAAAAAAUAGGGGACUGUGAACAGUCUAAGUCUACUAAAAGUAAAAUGAAAAAUUGGACUGGUCCGCUAAGGUUAUCAAAUCGCCGAAAGAGCGUCAAUGACCUUCUGAUUCCUUUUGUUAAAAUUUCACGAUCCGGCAGAGUUAUUAGCUUCAUCAGUUUUACAAUUACAGCAUCCUCUCUAUGCAGCAAAUGCUAAAUUAGCAACUGAUUACAACAAGUUCUUUUGUUUUCUAGGACUGGUUAGCCUUUACCCAAGGAACUGGUGAGAUGACAUUCCAUGGAAAACUUCAGUUUGAGAAUGGUGGCGCUCCACUGGAACGAGACAACUUCGCUUUCUGCAAGGUAAUAGAUAAAUUUUGGUAGUAGAACGUUGAAAAGGUAGAUAUUUGAAAUUUUACUAGCAACUUAUUUGUCUUGCAGUUGGUAGAGCUGAGCCAUGAUGAACUUUGUGACAAAUCAAAGAAUUCAAUCCGCUUUGGAUUUUCGGAAGUAAUACAAUUAUCAUGUCCUGUGUUGCCUUAAACAUGUGUAGCAAAUGUAAAACGUGAUGAGAAUAAGGAAGAAUGGUACUUUUGCCUAAGUUCCUUUUUCGUCCCUCUUCCCCUUUCCCUGUCCUUUUUAUCAAUAAUUACAGGCUAACUUUGCUUCUUGUCCCUCCUUCACAGGUUCUUAACUAUACCGAGGCGUUUUAUGCGCCUCCCGUUGUUAUGGUAACAGUCAGUCAUCUUUAUGACAGCAAUAACGUUUAUUCUGUUAAGCCGGAGAACAAUGUUCUGAACGCCUGGAUAGAGGUAAAAUAACGACAUUCUUUACUGUCAUCCGCACGCUUAAUUGCAACUUGAAAAUUAAUUUAUUUUUGCGUAAAAGUAGGCCGCCAACUGAUAGAUUCCCAACAUGUUUAUCUUUUAUCUAAUGCGGUGAAUGUUUACGAUUUGUGACCACAGGAAAUAACGAUUUCAACUUUUCGCGUAUGCGUUAAGGACUUGGCAGGAAUGGAAAGCCAACAUGAUCCAGUUACUGUUCACUACACAGUUAUUGGAGGUAAAUAUCCUAAAACUAAAAUGUAGUGUUACAGUCUCUUUUGCUGCCGUAACAUUUCCUUAGUCUCGAUCUCGUAGGUUCUUGAAACUACUGCAAAGGAUGGUCGAAAGAAAGCUCCAAGAACAAUUGCAUUCAGCGUUCCCCUUAUGUUUCUCGUACUCGAUUCGAAGAUCCCAAUAAGUAACGAUGAGUAAAUAAUUACAGAAACAGUUAGCAAAUUAAGUGACAUAUAAAAUAAUUAAUUGAAUGGAUAAAUAAAUAAAUAAAUAAACGAAUAAAUGAACUAACAUUGAUUUGGCCAAGAUUUGGCAUUUUGAAUUGUUGCGUGUAUCAUUUGUUAACAGAUCUUGACCCGUGCAUCAAUGUUUCCUGCAAGUACUUUGCAGUAUGCAAGGCGUUCGGUCCCAGGGACGCGCGGUGCAUUUGCGUGGAUAAUUGUCCAUCAUUCGAGGAGCCUGUGUGUUCCUCCAAUGGAACUACAUACGAUAACGUGUGUGUGUUCCAGCGAGAAAUGUGUCAUCUCCGGGCAAACUUCACUGUCUAUCAUCCAGGAGAUUGUACAGGUAAUUUUGCUUCUGAGUCAUUAUAUUUUGUUGCAUUUUUUAGACAAGUAAGUUCUUCAGUGUUUACUGGCUCCCUACGGUGUGAAUAAUCUCAUAGUUGAAUAAACCUCCUCAUGAUUUUCACUCGUGAGUAACGUUUGAUGUUACCAACAAGGCAGUGUUUAAAUUCCGCUGACGUACCUUCUCAAAAAUUUGGUUCCAAUUCCCUUUUAAAUUCAGUCUUGAUGAAAGCUUGGGUAAUAGAGGCUUUACAGCUUCUAGUUGCCAAGCUCUGCUGUCUUCUUUGUGGCUUAAAUUCAAUUCAAUCUUGGCUGGACAUUUUUUAACCAAACAGUCUUACAAGUUUUUGUUGUUGUUGUUGUUAUUGUUUGUUUUCAGGAUUCCCCUCCCAAAAAGGCCGUCAUCGCCUCAGUCACAACCCAGUUUGGGCUGAAGCAGUUUGCGAACAAGUUCCACUGGAACCUUACGUCUUUUAUCCUGACAAACCGGUUCAAAUACAGGUUUCUGUCAAUCACGUGAACUUCUCAGACCCAGGCUAUGUUCACGAGGCAGUGGUUGCUUGGGUUGAAGACAUCAUGGGGAACAAUUUCACAGUGUGUGUCACACAGGCUGGUAGAAACGAGAGGAGAAAUGGAGAAACGUUUGCCACAGUGGACUGGCUGGCAUACCAAGGAGCCCCUGACGGGGGAGUGUCGGGUGAAAUGGACAUGCCAACCUGGUGGACUGGAACGUGCUGUCGUACAGUGUCGCUCCCCUCGGUGAGUUCAAUUUGUAGUAUUCUCAAGUUCAUAUAGAGUGUCUUUUAAGGAGGCUCCGUCAUUGAUACUGGAUCAUUUAGCUCAGAGUGACAAAUUUUCCGUCAUACCUUUUUCGCUUUUAACGCGAUGGCUGCGAAACUUUGCAAAGAACAACAGAUAUCAUUCGGCAAUAGUACGAAAUAUUCCGAUUUCAUUGCUGGUAAAUAUUUCUUGAGAAACUAAAUUAGCCCUUAAAAGGACCCUACUGUUCAAAGAAAAUCGCGUCCAUUAAAAAAAAAUGCUGAUAUUUUUUACUGAAAUUUCUGGUAUCGGCUUUUAUUGAAAUAAUAAAUAUUCCAGAGAAAUUUCCGAAAAAUUGUUGGAGCAGGUCACUCAAAAUUCAGCUGUGAAAUUGCGUUGGAAUUUCAAAAAUAAAUUACUAUCGGGUAGAAGGAGCCACCAGUUCGAAUUUUCAGGACAAGUAAAUUCAAUGUUUGCUAAUUCUGAAAACAAAAGCCGAUUACCUAUCGUGCAAUUCUUUGAAAGGUCCUUUUUAGUUUUAGAAGCACUAUAAAUUGCUCCAAACCUUGCUCUGACGUCGAAUGAUUUGUUCCUCGGCAUUUUAAAAUACUCUUUGGCAGUUUUGGUUCAAACUCCUGCUACGUAUUUUGAUGAAUUGCAAUGAAUCCUCAACGGCUCUUCCUGCUGUACGUUGCUGCCAAUUCAGGGAAAAGGUUUUGGGAUUGUAAGCUACCUUGUAUUGAAGCUCAGAUAGAACUGUCCAGCACCUUUGUUUAUGACCAGAAAAUGAGCUCGAGCGGCCGGUCUGCGAGGACUUCGCACCUCAGCCAGGGGGGGCGAAUGACGAACCGAUCUGUAUAAACAUGUAUUGCAGAGCAAAACAUAAUAAUCAAGAUAAAACUACCCAUUCAUUGAAGGAAGGAGUGACAAAAAUUUCAGAGUUGUAAAUUUAUCCACGGGCAUUAGUUUUGCGAUAAUUUUAUUUUGCACUGUGAUGUAAUUCGGUUCACAGGCAUGGACAUCAUAGGCCUUAUCACGUUUUUGACGAGUAGGCAACCGCGUGAGAAAUUACAGUGUUUGUAUGAGAAUCUAAUGUCCAAAAAUUUCCGUAAAACGGCUGUACUGAAAAAAAUAUGAAUUGUAAACUUAACUUUCACUCCUAACGAUUCUUCUGAAAAAAUUUGAGGUCGUUACAUGCAGCUAUAUGCGUUAGAACCAGUUUUUAAAAUUUUCUAUACAUUUGCCAGUAAACGUUUUCCGGGAAAAAAUUGCAGACAAAUAUGUGGAAAAUCUGAAGCAAGCGUCUGGAGAAAUUUAAGCACAGUAACGGCCCCCAAAAUUUGGUAGUAAAAUCCUUUGCUGUGUAGCUUUAGUUCACAGUUCAUAUUUUUUUCAGAACAGCCGUUUUACGGAAAUUAUUCGACAUUAGAUUUUCAUACAAACAUUGUAAUUUCUCACGCGGUUGCCUACUCGUCAAGAUGGCGUCGAAAACCGUGAUAAGACCUAUUGUCGUUUGUCCCCCUUGGGUGAGGUGCGAAUUUUUUGCAGAACUACCACUCGUGCUCAUUUUGUAGUCAUAAACAAAGGUGCUGGACAGUUCUCUCUGAGCUCUGAUACGAGGUAGCGUCCAAUCUCAAUACCUUUUUCCUGAGUUGGAAGCAUCGAACAGGAGUAAAAGUCGUUCAAAUUGCAUUGCAAUACAUCAAAAUGUAUGUGGCAGGAGUUUGAGUGAAAACAGCCAAGGAAUAUUUGAAAAAUGUCGAGGAACAAGUCAUUCUACUUCAGAGCAAGAUUUGUAGCAAUUUAUUGUGCUUCUAAAACUAACGAAUAGCACGAUAGGCAAUCGGCUUUUGUUUUAAGAAUUAGCAAACAUUGAAUUUACUUGUACCGAAAAUUCAAACUGGUGUCCCCUUCUACCUGAUAGUAAUUUAUUUUUGAAAUUCCAAAACAAUUUCACUGCUGAAUUUUGAGCGAUUUUUAGUUGCGGACUUCUGCUCCAACGAGUUUUCGGAAAUUCCUCUGGCAUAUUAAUUAUGUCGAUUAAAGCCGAUACCAGAAAUUUCAGUAAAAAAUAUCAGCAAUUUUUUUUACUAGACGCGAUUUUCUUUGAACAGUAGGGUCCUUUUAAGGGCUAAUUUAGCAAAAUAUAUUUACCAUCAAUGAAAUCAGAAUAUUUCGUGCUAUUGCCGAAUGAUAUCUGUUGUUCUUUGCAAAGUUUCUCAGCCAUCGCGUUAAAAACGAAAGAGUUAGGACGAGAACUUCGUCACAGCUAAAUUCGCCUGUAUUCAUGACAGAGCCACCUUAACUAAAUGAGGAAUAGUACAUGAGCGACAGGACUGUUACGGACCGGAAAAGAUACUAAAAUUCCUCAUGAAAGUGAUGCCUAUAGGGUACAAGGGAAGGAAAUGAUAAGAAAUGAUAAAUAAAAUUAGAGUUUCAUAUAUUUUUUAUUUGCGUCCUUGACUAGACCUUUUAAUAAAAUAUAUUUACACAAAAUACUUUUUUCUACCAUAAACCAUAAAUUGUUGCAUUUAUAUAGCUGUCAUAACAUCGCAUAUUAUUUAAGUAAUUCGUACAUGAUAUCACCGUUCCUUUUUUCUUCAAAACUAUAACAAGAAUUUCGAUUUUUAGAUUUGAAUUCUAUUAAAAAUAUAUUUGAAACCUUUUUCUAACAAUGUUCCUUUUGCCUCGAUUGUCGUCAUCAUAGAGAAAGUUUACUUCAGCGCCCACAGUCCUAGUGUCAUCGGAGCAUGAAAGGCGCGGUGUAAAACAUGAUGCUUCCUCUGUGUGGGUUGAAGAUGUCACGACAACCUCCUUCAAGAUCUGCGUCAGAGAGUUACAAAACUUUGACGGCGCUCAUGAAAGCAUCCAUAUUGUAAGCUACUUCGUUUAUUCGCUAUGUGCACUUUUUACUACGGGAGUACACUUUAUGCUCAUUUGAAUUCCUGUUUUAACGAUGUGGUGGUCAAAUUAUCUUUUAUACAGCACUUUUCUGCUGAAAAGGCACAAGUUUAGGCAAAAUAGGGUGUUAUUGAAAUUACAAAGAAUGUUGUUCUAAAUAAAAAUGUUUUUUGGGUUUGAAAAUCUUUUUACUUGCAGAUGUACCUUGAUAGUUUUAUAUUGAAUGUUACUGUACGACUUUCCCUCUUUUGCUCUGGCCUUAAAAUUACAAUUUGUUUGAUGUGGCGCAUGUUUGAUGCAAGUACCAGAAAAAAAAUGUUGGGCUUUUUUUCAAACUUAUAGUAUCAACUUCCGUCUUACACAUUUCUGAUAGAUUUUUUAUUAACUAUUUUAUAUGCCCCCCAACAUGAAGAUGGUUACCUGACAAUUAAUUUUUUCGUUGGCAGGACUGGAUAGCUUUUGAAGAACUUCAUCGACCUCUUUUCAGAGAGCAUGGUGCUAUUUACUUUUCCAAUGUGAACAAGCCAUCAAAGGAUGUGAACUAUGCUUUUUGUGAGGUAUGUUCUCUCUUAUCUCCUCUGGAAUGACCUUUCCUCCAACCGAACUCCCCUCAAUUCAGGGACUCGCUCACUCACUUUCGCCUACCAUUAUUCGAAUGCGUUCUUCUUGCGGUUUCCAGUCCUCCUCUCUGUUAUCUUGCAUAUACAGAGGGAGGUGAUUUUAAUGUUCAACGCCAAGACCCGCUUUGAAUUGAAAUAACAAAAUUGUCAUUCUCCUACAGCUGGGAUGUCUUAAAUUUCCUGUCUGCUAUGAAAUGUUACUUUUAAUGUUAUUUUUAACACUAGCCUUGAUUAAUGCUUCAAUUUUCGCGUUCUCACUUGUAUUUCUUUUCUUUUCUAAGGAUGUUGUCUUCAAAAAGCAUUACAAUGAUUCUCCUGAAGUCCUGGUGUGUGCAAACCAUACAACGAACGGAGGAAACCUUAAUCCAUUGUACAACUCCAUAUCAGCUUGGGCUGAGGUUAGACGUUAUUUUAAAAUGAAAGAGCGGUUUUUCAAUCAAUAAGCGUUGUAAAUUUUCAAUUUAUAUUUUUCUUAACAAGGCCUUUACAUUUAUGUGUUAACUCCCUUUCCUCUCUGCGAUAGGAUUGUAGUAUGAUAACAACAGGUGUCAAUGAAACUCGUAGACGGGGUCCAUUGUUUUUUUACUUGUUUUUUCUUUUUCCUAAACAAAACAGAAAACGAAACCAAAACUAAAACAAACCAGCAAAAAAAAAAGGCAGUGGAACCCGACCUCGAUGGAAGCGUUUUACUGACAAUUUACACAAAAUGGCUUAGGAGAUGUCAAUAAGAGCUUUUUUGACUGCGGCCGACAGGGAAACGACAGCUUUUAGCAGCCAGUUCUUUCUGACUACUGCGUCUUUUCUCUGUCAGUACAUAAACAAGACCGGUUUUAGAGCCUGCGUGAAGGAGCUGUUUGUACAACAACAUGAUCCUCUGUCAGUAUCAUAUGCAGUCUUACCAGGUGAGAAAACUUUGAAAUUCGGUUAUGAUGUCACUCGGCAAUACGUGUGCAUACUGAUAACUGAUUAUGAAACUAUCUUCAAUGAAGUCCAUCCUGACUGGGUUGUAACAGGACAAGUACCUCUUCAAUGCAGUCGAGGAGACGGGCGAUCGAUCUUUUCUUUUCUUCUUCUUUUUUUCGGGCAUAUAGCCACUGCAAGCUACAAAACUUCCUUGUUUUAGUGAGAGUAGUCAGUUUAUUUGGUCCUUUCUUUAGAGCUGGAGAGAAGACUUAAUUCUAAACUUUUUCCAUUCAUUUUUGUGUUCUAAAGAUGUCUGUCCACCUGGAUGGAGCUUCUACAACGGUUCCUGUUACUUUACAAGCGAAAAAUGUGAGACAUGGACCAACGCAAGUUUAAUGUGCCGAUCAAUGGGAGCUAAUCUACUUGCCAUUGAAAGCCAGGAAGAAAACUUCUAUAUUCAGCACAGGCACAAUGUUGAUAAGGCGUGGAUUGGUUUGAAUGAUAUUGCCACUGAAGGAGUAUUCGCUUGGGUGGAUGGAUGUCCUUUUAAAUUCCGCUACUGGGCUCAGAAUCAACCAAACAACUUUAGAGAAGAAGACUGUGUUCACACUCUUGGACCGGGGCAUGGGUACAUGUGGAAUGAUGUAGAUUGUUCAGCUUGCCAUCAAUACACUUGUAAAAAAGGUAGAUGUUUUUUAAUGAAAAACCUAUGUAAACUGUUAGUGGUAAUCCUACCAGUAUUUGGAUCCGGGCCUGCCACUAAAGCAGGCCAGCGCUAUUCCAAAUAGCCAGGCGACUACUCCCUUUUUAUGCACAGUACACAAUAAUUUGCGAAAGAAUAAAAAGCUAUCAACCAUAGAAUUUACCUUACUGUAUUUUUGCCAUGCAAAGAAAGCUCAGUGCUGGUCGCUGCUUAAGUCCUUUACGAGUCUUGACAAUAACUUUUCUAUAAUGUUACGUAUACUUAGAUUAUGACGAAUGCACAAGUGGUCCAUGUUUGAACGGAGGAACUUGCGUAAACGGCAAAAGAAAAUUUAGCUGUAUCUGUCCUCGCACUCAUAAGGGAAAGAUAUGUGAAGGUAUGCGUGCAAGUUAAAUCUGUUCAUUGGCCCUAAUUUUACUAAAUUUGUGUCAUUUAACGUCGAUUGCUCUCGUAAUCAGGAUAUUUGUUUUUACGUCUCAGAGUUUGAUGAAUGUUCCAGCAGCCCCUGUUUCAAUGGUGGCACUUGCACUGAUGGAAAGAACAACUACACGUGCGCAUGCCCUUCACCGUAUUUUGGAAAACAGUGCCAAGGUAUGAUAUGUAAACAUGGUAAACACAGAUAAUAAAAAGGAUAAAAAGCAAAUAAGGUAAGGGCUGUAAAGGUGGCUCGACUGGAUUUUGUUAGGGGGAUACCUAUAAGUUUGAACAUUAACUACGUCAGCAGGGGUAAAGAUAUGGAAAAAAGGUUACCACAACUGUAUUACAUAAAGAUGAAAAUUUUUUAUGAUCUGGGUUUUAUUGCAAUCGGAGUCGCCAUGGCACCCUGCAAGUUUUAAGAACAUUGACAACAGGGAAGGCUUUUAAAUAGGGCCUCAAAUAUAGCCAAUUUUACCCCCAGAUUUUGUGUUUACAAGCGAGCGUCCUCAUUAUUCACUGGCAACGUUUUCAAGUUUCAUAUACACGUGCACAUUUAGCAAAAAGAUUGAAUUUGCAUCAAAAAGGACCCCCGGUUAAAUAUCUGGGAUAUGCUAAUUACCGGGUAAAGAGGUUAGAGAUACAUUAUAACAUCAGAGCAACUCUUUGUGAGAGUUUCUGUGAUAUUAUAACCCGAGUAAGAUAAUUAAGUAUUGCAUCCUACACGAUGAGCCGUGACGUUCACCGUUUCGGCUCUCACUGCUAUCUGUGACGACAAGCCAAUUAUCAGCAUAUACCGGAUAUUUCUUCGGAAAGUAAUCGAGAGUUCUUUUUGAUGCAAAUCUAUAUCUUUUGCUAGUUGUGCACGUGCAUAUGAAACUUGAAAACAAUGCCAGUGAAUAGUGAGGACGCUCGCUUGUAAACACAAAAUCUGCGGGGAAAAUUGGUUAUGUUUGAGUCCCUAUUUAAAAGCCUUUCCUGUUUUCAAUGUUCUCAAAACUUGCAGGGAAUAUUCCUUGACGAUUGAUCUCGGAAUUGUCGAAUUUAUAAAAAAAAUUUAUCAAGCGGUUUUUGGAAAAAUGCGAAAUUUUUAGGCAUGGACCUAAUUACCUCCAAAAACUGUAUCAAAAGAAGCUGAAUGCAAGUUAAUAAAAUUCUUCUUACUCGCGAUCACCCGGAGCAAUUCCCCUCUUUUUUUGUAUGCAGUUUUCAAUGGAAUCAAACCACUAUGAGAUGAAGCCGCGUUCCCAAAGCUUAUCAUUUUCUUAAAAUAUUAGCGAAUUGAGCGGCUGGCAUGCUAUUUCACUGCUUUGAUGAUUCUUAAAACAGCAUUUCGAAAUAUCUCGAAAACGCUCUCAUAGAAUUUCUUCAAACUUUGCCAUAAUGGAGGCAAUUAUGGCAGGUACAUACUCCCUUAAGCGAUUUCUUCAAAAAACUCCUGGUACAGAGAAACACAACGAUAAAUGAAAAAAGUAAUGGCGUCAUUACGUUGCCAUGGCGACUCCGAUUGCAAUAAAACCCAGAUCAUAAGAAAUUUUCAUCUUUAUAUAAUACAGUUGUGGUAACCUUUUUCCAUAUCUUUACUCAUGCCGACGUAGUUAAUGCUCAAACUUGGGAGGUAUCAACCCCAAAAAAUCCAGUCGAGCCACCUUAAGGUACAUUUCUCUUCAAUACGUUCUUUCAAUGUAACUUGGCGGUAAUGUGCUGCGGACAGUGCAAUAUUUUUGCUUUUUCAGGCAGUGAGAGCUUACAAUCUUGAGAGAAUCAUCUAUAAAAACAUGUACAAUUGGCACUACCUCCUCUAACAUCUGGCGGUCCUCCCCUUCCGCGCUGUUUAGCGUCAUCUGACCAAGCCUUCACCUCACUUCACGCCGGGCUAGGCGUGAAGAACGGCUGAGCCGUUCCAAAUUGAAAUAGGCGUUUCUAAUGGAUUCAGGCGCCGAACUUUUCAUGCACUUAAUUCAAUGUAUUAGGUUCGGCUCAUGAAAGGUCCGCGUCUGAACCGGGCCUUGUUUUCAUCCGACAGAUACCGAUGAAUGCAAAUCUAAUCCAUGUUUAAACGGAGGGACGUGUGUGGAUGGAGUUUACAACUUUACUUGCGUUUGUCCAAGCGUUUAUAUUGGAUGGAGAUGUGAAAGUACGCGGGUUUGAACUAUUUAAAAGUUACUAAAUAAGUACUAAUGGUCAUUAAUCGCAGAUCAGUUUUGCAGGUUUUGCACCAGGUUUUUGGUUAGUUGACGUGUCACUCUUGUUAAAGUAAACCGAAAGGUAAAGCUUGCAGCAUGGGAUAUUAUUGCCCAAUUAAUCGAGUUCUUAAAUUCGAUACUGAAAGAAACGGUCAUCUGAUAAAAAUGUCAAAUUUCAAGAUUCGAAGGCGAUGAUGUUUCCCGGAUUCGUGGGACUGAUUUACUGGCUUGAGACUUGUAACAGGUCUAGUCAUAAGUCAAAUAAGAAACUUCCUUUCUUAUCAUUAUUCUUUUGUGUCUGGCUAUUCCUUUUGAAACUUAUCCUUUUUCCUCUUUUAAGGUAUUGCCAAAAUAUCAUGUAAAAAUCUCUUGACCGCUGGCUAUACCUCAAGUGGAACGUACUAUUUGAAAGUCAACGGUUAUUCAUUUCAGGUCAGUUCAUUUUCGUUUUUCUCAAAGUAAAUUGGUAAGCCAUUGAUUAAAUAAGUACAGGAAAUCCUGUAUUCGUCAGCGGACACAGGGAACCCUCGCUAGUGCCUGCUAAAUACAGAGUUUACUUUAUCAUGUUUAUGGAAUAUAUGUUUUUUGUAGCAAUAAUGUCAUAGAAAGUUCUUUGCUUUCUGCUACGCUUUUCUACGCUCGCUGCUACGGCUUUUCAGGCAUAGUAAUGUGUGUAACAAAGUGUGUGACGUAAUUGAAUUGUAUCUAGAGAUUAAAUUUCUCACAAACUGAGAAAACCUAGAAAUAGUAAUGGAGUUACUGUGAAGCCAUGGAUAAAUCGAUCUCUUAAAUUGUUACUUCUUAAAAACUCUUAUUUUACAAUCCGAUUACCUGUAUGCUUUAGAGAGUAGGUGUUGUCUCAUGUGAAACUGUUAAAUACGUGAGAGACAAUUUCAUUGCAUAAUGCUAGCUGAUUACUUUUGCUGGUCUUAGGUGUACUGUGACAUGUCUGAUGGUGGGUGGACACUUAUUUCACGAUUCUCCAAUGCUGACAGUAAAAACUGGAUGAAAUACAGCGGUGAUUGGUGGUAUGACCGAACAACAUAUUAUGGCAGCGUUACUAGCACAUCGAACAACUAUGACAUGAUAUCACCUGCAUUCUGGCUCGUUCGAGGAAAUUAUAUUAAAAUUACCCGCAAUGAUGACAACUCGCAUACCUAUCUGUUGUACACUCCUAAUGGCUGCAUCGGCGGAAAUACCUUCAGAGGCUUUAUAACCAGCUUUGGUAAUUUCAGAAAUGGUAAAACUUGGAACAGCAACGCUUGCAGAAGAUCGUGUUAUUCCUAUUUUGGGGGUAGUUACUCAUCCACAUGGGGUUUCGGUCUAGCGACAUGCAGCAGUAAUCUUAAGAGUAGCAAUUACCUGUCCUUUUGGUGUAACUGGUCUGGCGACUCAUCUGUGAUUAUGAUUGGUGGAGGUGGUAGUUCCUGCAGGAGGUCGGAUCAUGGCAUCGGUAUCACAGAGAGGGGCAGCGCUACGUUAGGCCCAUACACUAGUUGUGACCAAGACUUUGGUGAUAACUGCCGCCAUACUAGUAGUUAUUCUCUUAAUCUGUGGAUUAAAUAG
This is a messenger RNA of Porites lobata, 14831 nucleotides long. Lineage: Eukaryota; Metazoa; Cnidaria; Anthozoa; Scleractinia; Poritidae. The record is from the annotation of a GenBank genome assembly.